Messenger RNA from Echinostoma caproni, 297 nucleotides. NCBI's taxonomy places the organism in Eukaryota, Metazoa, Platyhelminthes, Trematoda, Plagiorchiida, Echinostomatidae. The record is from the annotation of a GenBank genome assembly.
AUGGGUAAUGAAUCAGGACCCCGAAAUACGUUACCAAUCCCGGAAAUUCAACCUCCAGCGCGAGCAGUGGGAACGUUCGUCGACUAUUCACAGUGGAUUCCAUCGUUUUCUGACAAGAUAAGCCCGUUGAUGGAAAAGGUGAAAUCCCCAAGUCCGGAAUAUCUGCGAGUCGUACUCGAAGCACUCAAGAAAAAUAUCGAAAACGCUACAGCUACAGCGCACUAUGACACACUACUGAUUGUUGAAACCAACGCUUUAGACAUUGACACUACUGCAUCACUCAGCGACUUAACUUAA